AUGUCACGCUACCGAUCUUCUGCAGUCGGUGUUGCAUUACAUAGGAUAUUGAUGAAAGUCCUGAUAUUGACGGUGUUCCUGUUCACUUUGGCGCUGUGCGCCGGACAUAUCGGCAGCGGCCUGAUGAUGCAAGACCUCAGUCCUCAGGUCUACUGCGGCAGAAACCUCGCCAUAGCGAUAUCGGAGCUUUGUCUCAUGCAGAGACACCAAAAGAGAUCCGAGGGGCCCUUGUUCGGUACUGGCAUCUCCCCCUAUUACAAAGAGGACUAUGGCUGGCCUUGGCUUCCCCCCCACCAGGCAAAAGGCCUGACGCUUCCCUCGCGCGGCAAGAGGCUCGUGAACGGGAUCGUUGACGAAUGCUGCAAUAAGCCCUGCAGCAUGGAGGAAAUGCUUGGUUACUGUAAUUAG
Cydia splendana is the source of this 408-nucleotide messenger RNA. Its product is annotated as bombyxin A-3 homolog. The record is from RefSeq and is a predicted model, not a curated record. Gene Ontology annotation, molecular function: hormone activity. NCBI's taxonomy places the organism in Eukaryota, Metazoa, Arthropoda, Insecta, Lepidoptera, Tortricidae. The coding region runs from base 1 to 408 and encodes 135 amino acids. Gene Ontology annotation, cellular component: extracellular region. The transcript is spliced from 3 exons.